Molecule: messenger RNA, 2481 nt
Organism: Carlito syrichta (Philippine tarsier)
Lineage: Eukaryota; Metazoa; Chordata; Mammalia; Primates; Tarsiidae
Gene: FLOT2
Product: flotillin 2
Exons: 10
Coding region: 99-1238 (379 amino acids)
Biological process (GO): protein localization to plasma membrane; regulation of myoblast differentiation
Cellular component (GO): plasma membrane
Source: RefSeq, a predicted model, not a curated record
GGGGCUGUUGUGGUUCCGACUAUAAACAGUAUGUGUUUGGCGGCUGGGCCUGGGCCUGGUGGUGUAUCUCCGACACUCAGAGGAUUUCCCUAGAGAUUAUGACGUUGCAGCCCCGCUGUGAGGACGUAGAGACGGCCGAGGGGGUAGCUUUAACUGUGACGGGUGUCGCCCAGGUGAAGAUCAUGACAGAGAAGGAGCUCCUGGCCGUGGCCUGCGAGCAGUUCCUGGGCAAGAAUGUGCAGGACAUCAAGAACGUCGUCCUGCAGACCCUGGAGGGGCAUCUGCGCUCCAUCCUCGGGACCCUGACUGUGGAGCAGAUUUAUCAGGACCGGGACCAGUUUGCCAAGCUGGUACGGGAGGUGGCAGCACCUGAUGUUGGCCGCAUGGGCAUCGAGAUCCUCAGCUUCACCAUCAAGGAUGUAUACGACAAAGUAGACUAUCUGAGCUCCCUGGGCAAGACGCAGACUGCUGUGGUGCAGAGAGAUGCUGACAUUGGUGUGGCUGAGGCUGAGAGGGACGCAGGCAUCCGGGAAGCCGAGUGUAAGAAGGAGAUGCUAGACGUGAAGUUCAUGGCAGACACCAAGAUCGCCGACUCCAAGCGAGCCUUUGAGCUGCAAAAGUCAGCCUUCAGUGAGGAGGUCAACAUCAAGACUGCUGAGGCCCAGUUGGCCUACGAGCUGCAAGGGGCCCGGGAGCAGCAGAAGAUCCGGCAGGAAGAGAUUGAGAUUGAGGUUGUGCAGCGCAAGAAACAGAUUGCAGUGGAGGCACAGGAGAUUCUGCGCACAGACAAGGAGCUCAUCGCCACCGUGCGCCGGCCUGCAGAGGCCGAGGCCCACCGCAUACAGCAGAUUGCUGAAGGGGAAAAGGUGAAGCAGGUCCUCUUGGCACAGGCAGAGGCUGAGAAGAUCCGCAAAGUUGGGGAGGCAGAGGCGGCAGUCAUCGAGGCGAUGGGCAAGGCAGAGGCUGAGCGGAUGAAGCUCAAGGCUGAAGCCUACCAGAAAUAUGGAGACGCAGCCAAGAUGGCCUUGGUGCUGGAGGCCCUGCCCCAGAUUGCCGCCAAAAUCGCUGCCCCUCUGACCAAAGUUGAUGAGAUUGUGGUCCUCAGUGGGGACAACAGCAAGGUCACAUCAGAAGUGAACCGACUGCUGGCUGAGCUGCCUGCCUCUGUGCACGCCCUCACGGGUGUGGACCUAUCUAAGAUACCCCUGAUCAAGAAGGCCACCGGUGCGCAGGUGUGAGACCCCUGCAGGCCCACACCCUUCAGCAGCCACCCGCCCCUCCCUCCAGGACCUGUUUUAAUACCACAGGGACAACGGGAACGUUACUGCUGGUGCCUUAUUUUGUGGGGACCAGAAGUGCUGCGUGUUCAGGCCACCUCUGGCUGUCUUUCCUUCUCUCCUGUCUCAGUCCACCUCCUCCUUUUCCUCUCCUCUAGCCCACACCCUCACUUUCACUGCCAUGUUCAUCUAGUCUCUCAUCUUCCUGUGUCUCUUCCUUUGUCCGUCUUUUUCUCUCCCUCUCUCCUCCCACCCCCUAUACACAUCGUGUCGUUUAAGCUGAAGAUGUUAUCAUCAAUGUCUGUCUGUGGGGGGUGGCCCCGCUGCUCCUCAGAAUCCUGGUGCCUUGAAGUUCUCCAUGCAUCUGUCCGUCCUCCCUGUGGCCCUGGCCAGAGCUCAGCAUGGGUGCCGGGGCUCUGGGUAGGACGGUCACCCUCCCCUCUCCCGGACUGGUCUUUCCAGCCCUAAACUUUGCCCCAGAAAGCCCAUGGCCUCACCUGCUCCUGCCCCUCAAGGCCUAGGGCAGCCAUGGCCUGUAGGGCCCAGAGCCAUUGCUCUUCCCCUCACCCCUCCCCAGGCCCAGGCCGGCACUCAUACCCUGCCCUUCUCUCCCUUACCCCAGGGGCACAGAGACAAGGCCUCCUAUCCAUAGCAGCUUCCUCAGUUACUACUGCCUUAGGAGGCCCCUGCUUGUGCUCAGGGAAGCCCUCUUCAUGGGCAUGUCCCUGCUAAGGGGGUGGGGCUUGGUCCCAACUGUGCUAAGCCUUCCUGGGAUCAGUGUCUAGCCCUGCUGGGGACAGGAAAGUGUGUAGACCCUCUUCCUACUAGGGCUGCACUCUCCUGGGUUUGGGCCCUUCCAGUGGGCAAGGCUGUGCCAACCCUGUACAGAAUCAAGUGCUAUAGACUGGCCAGAUCCCAUACCCCUUGUGCCAUCUUUCUUCCUGGCCAGAGUGAUGUGUACCAGCCAUGGGGAAGCAGCCCAAUCCUCUGCCUUCUUUCUCCAGUGGAGGCAGAAGAGCCCAGGGCCCAAGCAUCCUGGCAGGGGUGCUGUGGGUGUCCUAUGGUCCCAGUUCCCCAACCCCAGCCCGCCCCAGCCUGUGUAGCUGUUCCUGCAUGUGGAUGCUGCAUGUCUGGUCUGGGGCCUGAUUGUUGCACUGCCCCACUGCCUGUCCCUUCUGGUGAAAUAAAGAUCUCUUAAUGCUGA